This is a messenger RNA of Colletotrichum navitas, 1179 nucleotides long. Its product is annotated as Apc15p protein-domain-containing protein. The transcript has 2 exons. The record is from RefSeq and is a predicted model, not a curated record. Bases 1 to 1179 code for a protein of 392 amino acids. Gene Ontology annotation, cellular component: anaphase-promoting complex. Gene Ontology annotation, biological process: anaphase-promoting complex-dependent catabolic process. NCBI's taxonomy places the organism in Eukaryota, Fungi, Ascomycota, Sordariomycetes, Glomerellales, Glomerellaceae.
AUGUUCGGCCUCCUACCAGAUCUGACACCACGAGACUCACACUCGAUCUGGUACAUCUCCUCCCGCAACCCCGUAACUCAGGCCGCCCUCCUCGACGCCCACGACCAGCGCGACAACAGUCAUGGCGGCCCCUCCCAGCAACAGCAACAACACAACUCCUCCUCCCGCCGCGCGGGCCAGCUUCUGAUAGAACGAUCGGCGCUCGCGCGCCUCCGCGCCGACGAGCAGCAGAUGGACCGCCGCCGGCUGCACGUCCAGAAUUUCGGCAGCACGUGGCUGAAGCCCCCGGGCGUGCCUAAGAGCCUGCACCAGAUGCGCGAGGAGAGGCGUGAGCAGGAGGAGCACGCCGAGGCGAUGAGGCGGGAACAGCUCGCGCAGGAGCUUGCCGAGGCCGAGGCCGCGGGCCAGGACGGGCUCGGAGACGUUGCCGAGGGUGAGGAGGCGGGCGAGGGGACAGAGGAGGUGCGGGAUCUGGACGAUGAGAUUCCAGACGCCGAGGAGAGUUUCGGGUUCGAUGGUGGGGAGGAUAGUAUGGCGGACGAGCUGUCGAGCAGUGAGGGCGGCAUCCUUGACGACGAAGACGACGAGGACACCGCAGAUCAAGAAGAUGAGGAUGACGAAGAUGACAGCGGCACGGCCGUCGACGAGGACGAGAGACGUGAUGGGCUUGUGGCUGCGAGAAUGCGCAUGGCAGACGACGCCUUCAGACAGGCCAUGGCGAGGGGCGACGUCGACGGAGACGACAUGUACGGCGCGGAAGAGGAGCUCGAAGCCUCGGGCCAAGGCCACAUGCUCGACGAGGAGGACCUCCUCGCCCCCGGUGAAGGCGGCGGCGACGACCUGGGCAUGGACAUGGACGCCGACCUCGACGACGAGAUCCCCGAGGCUGGGGAGCUGAGCGGCGUGUACGAGCACACGGAUUCCGAGGCCGGGCUGAGCAUGAUGAGCAGCAGCGACGCGCCCGGGGCGAGCUCUGACGAGGAGGAGGAGGAGGACGACGACGACGAUGGGGGUGACAUCAGUUUCGCGCCGCGGGCCGCGCCCUUGAGGCCGCCGCCGAGUCCGACGGGCGAUCGCGGGCGGGGUCCGAGGAGCAGCAUGGACCUGAGCGGGCUGCUCUCUGCGGACGGGAGCAGUAUGAUGGACAGCAGUCCGAAUUUCAGGGCGCAGAGGCGUUGA